Messenger RNA from Podarcis lilfordi (Lilford's wall lizard), 10023 nucleotides. The record is from the annotation of a GenBank genome assembly. NCBI's taxonomy places the organism in Eukaryota, Metazoa, Chordata, Lepidosauria, Squamata, Lacertidae.
AGGGGGGGUCAUGUGUGGUGUCACUGCCCUCCACGCAUGGAUCAGGCUGAAGAACCGUUCAAGUUAGCUGUAGAAACUGAACCAAUUGAAUCAAGAAAGACUCUUCUCUUGGAGAUCAAUAGUUUGCAAUCCUUGAGAUGCUGAUUAUAGGAACUGGUGCCCUCUUGUGGGAUUCCCACAGGAAAUCACCAGGUUUAAAUGUGCUGAAUGGGAUUGGACUAGUGCUUCAAUGAAGGCUGCCUCUUGUCCUGAUAGUAUUCAUUUGCUAGUCAAAGCAAUGCUGACACUCAGCAGACGAGGACACACUACCCACAACUGAACUUCCUAAAAUGCAAUUCUAAUCUGUCAACAGCAGAAGAGGCACAUUUUCUCCAGUACUAUCCCAGACGUCUACAGUUCAGAAAGGCCACAAUGAAAAGGCAACAGGGUAUCCUUCCCAAACCUAGUGCCCUCAAGAUAUUCAAGACUACAACUUCACUCAGCCUGGUCAAUAUGGCCAAUGGUCAGGGAUGAUGAGAGUUGUAGUCUGACAACAACUGGAAGACACUAGGUUGGGUAGCAGUAGAGGCUGCAGCUGAGAUUAAAUCUAUUUUGUCAUUCCAGAUUAGGGUUGAGGAAGGCCAAUGGUUGUAUUCUAAGUCCUCCUCACAGUAGACCCAAUGAAAUAAAUGGAUCUAAAUUAGUCAUGUAAAAUGUGUGCCCUUUGAGUAAGACCAGCAUUGAAUACAACCCAAUAUUUUUCCAUGUGCUGAUGUUUAUUUGCGGCCCCUCCAUAUUUAGUGCUGAGAAACCAAAUAAUUUUUCUAAGGUACUGAUCUCUCUUGGAGGGCAAUGAUUUUACUUGGGUCCUGCUUCUGGCCUUUCUGUUGGGGCACCUGGUUCUUCACUGUGAGGAUAGCCUGCUGGGCUGAAUGGGCCUUUGGUCUGAUCCGACAGGGCAUUUCUUACAUUCUUAUCAUUUUCAGCUGGCGACCCCAAGUGAGUCUGAUGUGCAUUUGCUCUUGAUAACUAGCCCUGCUGUGUUUAUGCCGCCACUCAUUUCCCUUUGAUUACAUUUCACAUUGCCGUGUGUGAGCCCUGUUGUUAAUUUGUAAUCUUAUGUAAAGUGCCAUAUGUGAAGUGAUUUAACUUCCAACUCAAUCGGAAAUGAGAAGCCUAAGUCCAGUUUCCGUUUCACUCGUCUGCAAAUCAGUUUCGCAGGCAUGCUCUGCACACCGCCAUGGCCUCCUCAAAUUGUUCAUGACCCUGGCAACUAUUUGAGGGUUUGAAUUUAAAUGCAAUGUAGUGAGUCAGACAGACAACUAUCUUGGAUCAAUAGACCAAGCAGAACCUGUAGGCUAGAGUCUAGCUGUGUGUCAGCUACUGUGUAGGUGUGUUGUGCAAACGCUCCCCACACUCCUCCCGGAGCUGGAAAGAGACUAGUUUAACCUCCACUUUGCUAGUAAAACUGAAUUCCUGAUGCAUGUUAAAAAGUGUGUCACCAACAUGAAAAGUUUGUAAAACUCUCCCUAGCUUAUGGCCCAUGUGCAGGCCCCGGAGACAGAGGUUAAUUGGGAGAGGGGAGCAAGGGAAGGCAGACCCCACCAAGGGCUCUCACCCACCUAGAGAGUCAAGCCCUCCACCUGCCACUUGGAUGUAUAAGACUGUGGUCUAACAUUCUUCUUUCCAACAGUCUCUACGUCUUGUGUGAUCUCAUCCUCAGUUUUGCUGUUCCUCCAUUCAACCAGUCCCUUUCUCACAUACUACACAAUCUUCUGUUGGUGGGCAUCCGUCUAUCUUGGGAGACUAUGAAAGAGUGCACCUUUGGGGGUGAAAUCAAGUCACUGGAGAGUUACAGCGCUUGGUGUGGCUGUAGAGGCCAAUACAGGAACAACCUGUUUUGUUGCAACUGGGGCAGAUGAAUGCAUCCAGUUGUGCUGGUACAUGGUGCAUCUGAGCAGUCAUUCUUCCUCUGCUCAUUGCUGUGGCUACAUGACCUGACUGAUUGCCUCCAGAUACUGUGGUCAUCUGCAAGGGAUUCUCACACAUCGGGUUUAACGUUGCCAACCUUUAUGUCACGUUUGCAAACAUAUUUGUAGCACAGAAUUGGUCUCUUAUACGGAUACAUACACAGACAAAAGGCUGCCUCCUGCAGAGAAUGAGCACUGCUCUGGAUAGAAUUUGCUGAUGCUCAGCAAAAUGUACGUAAUCACUCUGGUGGAAACUGGAAAUCCAAAACCACAUCAUUGUCAUUCCUGCCAGCAAGGAAGUCCUUCCACACACUGUUCCUCACCUUUAUUAGGACUGAUUCGUAAAAUAUUAAUGGUUUCAUCGGAACAAAAAAAAAAUCUCCUGGGGAAAAUUAGUCAAUUAGUACUGUAUGUAUCAUUUCCACCAUGAGGUAGAAAUAUUUCAUCCUGAGCACCCAGGCACUGUGAAUUAACUAUGAGCUGUCCCCUUCCAUGCAACCCAGAUUCUCUUCUCCCUCUGGGGGAUGGGAGGACAAAACUGCUGCAGGUUCAUGUUAAGAGGCCUGCCAGGGAAUUGUAUAAACACUCUUCAUAAUAAACUAGCUCCUGGUAGAGCCUGAAUUCAUUUUACAGAUAACACACUGCACAAUACCAGUUCACUGCUGUAAAGUUCUCCAUUUCUUUCUUUUUUACCAUUCUCCUUUAAUAGGUGAGAAAAGAAAUUGAAAAUAUGAAAAUUAGCAAAGGGAAAAUAACAUUGGCAACAGAAUUCAGGGGCUGUUGGUUUUUUGUUUUGUUUUGUUUUGUUUUUUUAAAGCACAGAGUAUAACAUAUGCAGCUGUUUGGCCUAGUUCCUUGGACCAGCUGCUGAGAUGCUUGUUUGAAGGUCAGGGCUAUCCCAAAUUCCUGAAGUGUUUAUAAGUGAGGACUGAAGUCCCGCUGCAGCCAAGAAGGCUGAAUUGCUGUGACAGAAGGCCAUUGGUUCCAGAUGCCUUCUACCAAGUCAGAUACACUAAGAGCAACAGUAACUUCCAUCAAAACUGGAUUAUUACAAGCAUGGGCUGAUUUGCUGCCUCACAGAGUUUCUGUGCUAGUAUGCUGCAGUGCUUUGAAGAAUACUUUCAGUAUGCUAGAUAAAUAUGCUAACUAUACAAGUACUGUAUGCAUUCCUUGGCAUUGCUAAACUUAAACAACAGCUAAAUGGUGUUGCUUCCACAAGAGGGAGCUACAAUCUAAUUUUAUUUAUCAUCAAAAAAUGAGUUUUCAGAGGAAACACUGUGCUUAAUUUCUAACAGAAGACAUCUCAUGGCUCAAAUGCAUUUAGAAGCCAUGGAUUAAACCUAAAGACUUUUGUUUUAGUUAGUAGUAAGAGGAGGGUUCACUGCACAUGCUCAGAUGCACUCUUCUGCGUCAUAUUCUGUAUCACUACAGAAAAAGAGGUUGUGAAUCUAAUAAUUUAGCUUAGGACGGACCCUAAACCUCUCUGAGGAGAAUUUCGGUCUGAAUUUGGGAAGGAGUGGGGAAAGAGAACAAGGGUGAAGGGAAGGGAAUUUCUUCUUAAAUUUGUGUCUGGCAAGUGGUUGAUAAAAGAAGAAUAUUUAUGGUCUGCCUUUUCUGGACAAAACCUUCUCAAGACCCUUUGAGAAGAUUCAAAUUUAACUUGGUACUUUAGACUGGUUUCCUAUCUUCCAGAGUUGCUAGAGCUCAGGGACACAUCAUGCGAUGCAUAGGGAAACUAUGGAACUCGCUCCCACAGGAGGUACUAAUAGCCACCAACCUGGAUGGUUUUAAAAGACAAUUAGAAAAAUUCAGAGAGGAGUGUUGUUGUAAGCCAAAAAUAGCUUAUCUCCUGAGUCUAUGUUAAUAAAAAACUCAGAAAUGCGAGGAGUUGGGAGUCCAACGUUUACUGCAAAGCAAUAGGUUACAGUCGGAUAGUUCUGCGAAACUGCAACCCCACCCAGUGGUCCAGGUGGUGGUAUUUAGAACAUUUCAAACAAAGCAUUUCAAUUUUCACCAAUCAUAUACAUCAUUACCUCAUUUCAUGUUUUACACGUGCGCAAUAAGUUCUGGCAAUUUGUGCUGAUUCAGGUUUGAUUCUCACCGUGUUUUGUUACAUUGUGGUACUGUGCAAGUUGGGAACCUGUGUUACUUGUACCAUGUAGCAACUUACAUUCUAGCUUUAAGCCAUAUCUUUAAGCCAUCACAUAUUAGCUGUAUUUCUGCCCCAAUUGGGGGGUGGCAACUUGCAAAAUCAUCAGUUUCAUAAAGCAACCGGUUACCAUAACUUCUCUAUUAGAAGCGCACUCAAGGAUUUCCAGGGGUACACAUUAUCACAUUUAUUGUGGCCCUUUGGUUUGUUAUGUAGGGAUACUCAUACCUAAGUUCUUUUUCCCUCUCCAGUGAAGUAGGAGGUCAGCUGGCUGUCCCACUGUAUGAUGAUCUGAGGCACAAGGUAUCGGCUGAAACGUCCUUGAUAGGAGGUACCCAAACAUGGAAAACCCAGGAAUGGCCCCCCACUCGUAUCAUUAAAGAAUUUGGCCCAGCCACUUGGCGUCAGGAUGGUAUGCAAGGGUACCAUACCCCAGUGUACAUCUUGAAUCGCCUUAUCUACAUCCAAGCCGUGGUAGAGAUAAUUACCAAUCGCACGGCCACAGUGUUAGAUUUACUCUCAGACCAAAGCUCCCAAAUGAAAGAGGCCAUCUAUCAAAAUACAAUGGUCCUAGAUUAUCUGCUGUCUGAAGAAGUAGGUAUGUGCAGAAAAUUAAAUCUGACCGAUUGCCGUCUGAAAAUUGAUGAACAUGAGCAUUGACUUUGAGUUUGACACCAUCUCAGUCUGCAGCCUAGGAGAAGAGGAGGACAUUCUUCUGAGUGUCCCAGCACCAUUGGGUGCUGCUGAGCCCGGUGGCAUUUUGCCCAUGGAGGGCUUCAGCCAGGAAGAACUCCAGGUCCAGCUAGCUUCUGUCCUGGCUGGCCUGCAGAGCUGGAAGAAAGAGGUCCACAGCAAGGCUCUUCAGAAGUUUUCAGGCCUCCUGUUGGAAGCAAAUAAACACCCUUCUGUAGAGCUUCCAGAAUCCAUCCUGGGCAAGAUGGUGGCAGUCCUGGUCUCUGUGUGCUAGAUCCAGAUGCCGGCUGUGAUUGUGAGGCAGCAGAGACACUCUGCAACCUCCUGCAUGUCAUGCGGCGCAAGGAAGCCAUGCUGAAGGAAACAACCUGGGGCUGGGAGGCGAUCCUUAGGGCUCGGUGGAUCCUCAACCCAACUGAAGGACCUUCCCCAGAGUUAUUCCUGCAUAAUGGCUAUGUUCUGCCCAUGGUCUUUGGUGCCUACCUGCCUCCAGAGCAGCUCCUGGAGGCAGUGUGUCACCUGGCCAGGGACCUUGCAGUAAAGGGCAUUUUCAUGCCACUGAAAAUCCACGCCCUGCUCCACCAAAUUUUGGACAAAUUCAGUGGGAAAGCUAUGCAGGUCGAGCUGCUGCUGGAGGCCUUUCUCCAAAAUGCCAAGGGGCCCUCCAUGGAGCAGCAGAAAGUGGCACUCUUUGCCUUUUAUGUACUGGCAAAGCAGUGCCCGGAGAAUGUGAUGGGAUACCUGCUCCAGUUCCCUUUGAGUGACAGUGGCAAGAUCUGGAAGGUGGUCCUUAGCUCUGCGGAUCACCCUCACUUGAUCCAUCUGCUGACUCGACUAAGGGCCACCUUCAAGGAGUCCACCACCACACUAUCAAUGGCUAUUUAGCCAGGAUGAAUAUGUUGUGCCUCCAAUAAAUGCUGCUGAAUACCUGUUGCUGGAAACCACAGGAGGGGAAAGUGCUUGGGUCCUGCUAGAGGGUUUCCCACAGACACUUGGUUGGCCACUGUGAGAACAAGAUGCUGGUUUGAUGGACCAUUGGCCUGAUCCAGCAGGCUCUUCUUAUGUUCUUACAUUCCAGGAGGGUGUUGAGCAGGUCUGAUGAUGUGGGAAUUAGACUCUAGUUGGAAGAUAGCCCUGGGUCGUUUGACCCUUUAAUUAGUUCUCUUUUCCCCUCCUAUAAAAAACUAUUCAAGACAUGCUCUUUGAAAGUUUAAAGAACCAAUAACUUGUACUUGCAGAUGCAGAUUAAAAACAGAAAGCAGGUGGAUAUUUCUUAAAUAUGUCUUACAUAGGUUAAACUGUUAUAGACUAACUCUCUCUGAGGCAGACAGCGGCACAACACAACGUACCUGCUGCUCUAACUGUUAAGACUGUUCUGCUAACUGCCAUAACUGUACCAACUGCCACAACUGCCUCAGAUAUAUGACAUCGCAGAGUUCUAUAGGUCUUGCAAUUGACUCUUUACUUAUGCAUUUUGGAUGCUAGCUUCCUACAGCUGAGGAAUGAGGAGGGAUGGCUGUCUGAGAGUGCCAAGGGCUAAAUGGAUAGGAUUUGAGGGCCGCAUCUGGCCCAUUGCUCUGCGAGGCCACAACCAUGUAUUAAAGUCUGUAUUUGUUCACCAGCGAGUUUUUUAGACCUGGUUGCUGUUAGCAUUUCAACCGGAGCCUGCCAAGGAUCUGGCAGCUCCUCACUUGAAGCCUGGCCUGUGUUUUCUUACCACCUGGCCAAUCUAACCCUGCUCAGUCAUGUGGAGUGGCAGUGCACAGGGCGGAGCGGAGCCUUCCAGUUUACAUCUUGUUUAGUCUGUUCCUUCAGCUCUGCCGCUUAGCCUUCCUUGAUGGAUGCCUCGUUCCCAGCAGACUCCACUGUGCCUAAUUGGAAGACCUCGCAACAGGCACGCAACAGAGAAAGAAAUUGACAAGGCAGCCAAGCAUCAGAGUAAUGAGCCUACGGGACUGUGGGCCGCUGAGCCGGCUCAUGAGAAGUCAGGAUAAGGAAUGAGUGCGAGCGAGUUUUAGAAAAUUAUAACAGAGAUUUUGAAAAAUCACAUCCCUAUCUCAAAGCCAUAUACCAAAGGACUGCAUAUUUUAAACAAUCAAAUCAAUUACACAUGGUUGUUGUUGUCUUUAAAAAAAAAAGAUAUAAAAACAAUUGUAUAUACAGUAUAAAACAAUUUAAAAUUCACACAAUUGUGAUAUAUGUUUUAAAAAUCUCCACUUCAAAAGCUUGUUGAAAGACGAAAGUCACUGAACGAGUGCUGGAAAGACAAUAGUUUGUAGGUUCAUUUGACUUAUUUUAUGAGUAAAGUGAUGUAGUAGUAGUAGUAGUAAUGUCUGAUCAAAGGGUUGAUGCCUACAUGAUGUGGAAUGGACCUCGUAAAGAGACAAUAUCUGCAGGAUGCCCUCUUCUGCAGAAGUUUGAGUGUAGAAGGGAUGAGAAUAUAUUUUGGGUAUCCUUGUCCCAAGCUGUGUAGUCCUUUGCAUGCCAGUACCACCAGCUUGAACCUAGCCUCCUGUGAAUAAACAACACUGUGUUUACUAAAUGUAUUUUGACCACAUGAAAAAUAACAAUAGGCAGAUUAGCUGCUUCAAAGUGGAUCCAGAUUUCAGUGUUUCAGGCUUCUUUAUACCACGGCUUCUGCUUAUAUAAUCUUUAAUUAAAGAAAAUAGCAUAAGAAAACCCUCAAACUACCAGACUGUGGGUCAGAAUGAAACAAUCCCUGAUUAGGAUUGUUUCAUGGUGAAACAUCCACCAAGAGCCCCACCUGGUACCUUCCAGAUGUUUUAGACUCCAGCUCCCAUCAGUCUCAUCCAACAUGGCCAAUGGUCAGGGCUGAUGGGAGUUAUAAACCAGCCACAUCUGCAGAAGGCUGUUCCAAGGCAGCCAAACAUAAGAGUCAAUGUAGCCUGUGCUAAGUUCUUUGUGGAUAAAUAAAUGCAAUCUAUACCACUAAAUAUUAGAAACAACAAACCUCCACUUUGGUUUUGCUUUAGAGAAACAACAUUCUCAUUGGUUUGUCCCUCAAUCAACAUUUCCAAAGCAGAAAGAGGAAGAGAAGGAAGUUUAGGAAUGCUUUUUUGUGGCCAGCCAAUCCAUUCCCUCAGUAUCCUUCCCUCUCUUUUCCUAAUGCACAGGCUCUGUUCCUUAAAAGGUACAGUGGAACCUUGGUUUUCGAACAUCAUCCAUUCCGGAAGACCGUUCAACUUCUGAAAUGUCCAAAAGCAGAGGCGCAAAGGGCGGUCAGCAAAUUUACAGAGAAAAUUGAGAAAAAUACAGUGGUACCUCAGCGGAAGCCUUUUGACUUCUGAGACGCAUUCGAAAAUGGAAGCAUUUACUUCUGGGUUUUCGGCAUUCGAGUUCCAAAACAUUCGCCAAUGGAGGCGUUCGCAACCCGAGGUACCACUGCAUAUUUAUAACCUGAGUUGGGUGCAACUCAGUUUCUUGAGAGGGGCUUGCAUGGAGGAGAGGACUGUUGAUGGUUACUAGCCAUCAUGGCUAGGCUCUACCUCCAUAGUCAGAGGCAGGGAUGAUUUUUAAUGCCUCUGAAUGCCAGUUGCUGGGAACCACAGGUGAGGAGAGAACCGCCACCCUUGGGUCCUGCUUGCAAACUUCUCAUAGGUACUGUAUCUGGUUGGCCACUGCAAGAACAGCACUCCGGGCUAGAUGAGUCUUUGGCUGGAUCACGCAAAAUCUCCGUAUGUUCUUAUUGGCAUAGAUAUUGAAAAUCUAGCAAGCAGGUUCGUUAUCACUCUUCUCUUUUUUAAAAAAGCAACAACCAACAUAUAUCAAGCUGACUUGAAAACCUCAAUUAUGAUAGGAAAUUUUGCAAUGAUACGGUUCAGACAUUUACUGACCUCCUGGCCCCUGAGCUGCUGUAAGGUCCUGUCUGAGAUGUUUCAUGUUGAUUGAUGCAUUUCCACACAAAAGCUGAGGUUACAGGGAGGGCAAUGGAAAGAGGCCUCCACACACAACCUUCUACUCCACCCCUUGCACUAAAAACAGAUGGCAUUUGGUUGCAGCUUUCUAGCUGCGGCCUCCUCUCUAAUUCGUCACCUUGAUGUGCCAAAGCAUUUCCCUGACUGCUCUUCCCUCUCUUCCUUUAAAUUCGUCCUUGAGUCCCACUUUUAUUUUAGAGAAGUCUUUCCUGGCCCCAUCUUCCAUUCCCCUCCUUUCCAGGUUCUCCAAACACAGUGUAAUCUACACUCCAAACAUCUGUGCAAAUCUACUCCAGAAGCCAUAUUACGAUAAAUGGGAGUGUGAGCUAAGUGUGUACGAGAUUGCAGUCUAACUUGCUCUCAUCUUCAACUUUCUACUGCUAAUAUUCCCUCAGUUUUGGACUCAGCUGCUUUGUAUUUGCUAGUGACUGUUGAACAUUAAAUGCUGCAUUAGCCUAUAGAAGCAUUAACAUAAACCCAUUUCCUACUUUCCAGAAAUGAAAUAAUAUCCUUUUGUCCACAGUUUUAAAUGUGGAAGUGGGGGUUGGGUGGCAGUUAUUGGUUUGGUUUGGUUUGGUUUGGUUUGUUCUGUUAUUUUUAUUAUAUAUUUUGUGUUUUUUAUCUCAUAUUUUUAUGCUGUGAACCAUUCUAAGAUCUUUGGAUGAAGGUAUACAAAAUAAAAAAUAAAAGUAGGUCUAAUCAUGGAGAUCAAGUGAUGGAGGUCUGCUGCACCUGUUGUACUUCUGACUGCCAGGAAUACUGGAACUCUGCUGCACAGGGGCGAAAGAGAUAUUUGUUCAGUCUGCAUGCUAAAGUGAACCAGUCUUAUUUGGCAGUCCUGGGUUUAAACAUUAAUUGAAAUGCACCUCUCAGUGGAUUGCACACAGAUCCAAACUCUGCAAUAUAGUUUCAGGGUGUUGUGUUUUUUAUGUAUUGAAAAGCAUUUCCGGUAUUUGAAAAUGCCAAGUGUUUGAGGCAAAUAAUGAAUGAAAAAUGAAAACAAAAUGGGUACAAUUUAAACGUGCAUUUUUCAUGUAUUUUUUUUUUUUUUAAAUAGGAACAGAACAGUCCUAUGAUUGAGCACAUGAGAAACUGACAUGGAAAUGGGCUGAUCCGCCAAUUACUGCUGCUGGGAGGUAGGGGGUUGGAGUGGAAAAUCUACCACCACCCAAUUACAUACAUAAAAUAAAAACAUAAUAUUUGCUGUCAUUAACAGCAUUGCUGGAAUGUCCUUGGCUUUUUAAUUAUUCUAAAGGCAAGCAGUUCUGCACAUUUGCUCCCUCCUCUGUUUUCCAAC